UGUAAAAUAGGGAUGUCUUUCUGUGGUGAAUAAGAGGAUUUUGAUGAAAUUUAAAAUCAACCUGAGCACAUUGGAAACGAUGAAUAGAACAAUGAAAUUGAUAAUGACUACAACAACGAUUCUGAGAUUGAACAAUGUGAUACUAUUAUUGAGAAUAGGAAUCAAUAAAAAGAUUCAAAUUGUUUAUCACAAGAUGUAAAUUAAGAACAGUUGAAUUAAACUGAAAAAGUAGGUUAGUUAGGAGGUGUAGAUUAGUUAUAUGUUGAAUAAGAUUAAUAAGAGUUACUACUCAAUUUAGGAUGUCCUUUAAUUUAACAAUUAAUUAUUAAAGAGAGUGUAAAUAAUGACGAACUGGAGAUGCAUCAAGAAUGUGGUGAAUUUCUAUCUUGUUAAUUUUGUGUGUUUAGAUUCACCCCUUGCUAAUAUAAAUCUCAUCUGAAGCAAAUUCACAGUGAAUACUUUUGCAGUAAUUGUGGAAUUGCUGAUAAAAAUAUUACAAAUUAAAAUCAUAGAUUAAGAUGUUUUCAACAGUAGUAAUUUGGAUUUACUGAUGCUAUAAUAUAACAAUUAGAUGAUGCUGUUGAUGAGAAUGAAAUUGAAUAUGAUCCAGAUGAAUAUUCACCUUGAUAUUUUGCAUAUGUGUC
Molecule: messenger RNA, 644 nt
Organism: Paramecium octaurelia
Lineage: Eukaryota; Ciliophora; Oligohymenophorea; Peniculida; Parameciidae
Source: the annotation of a GenBank genome assembly